GUGUAGUAACCAUGGUUUUUUGGUGUAUUGAUUACUAUCAGCAAAACCAUGGUUUUACUACACUAACUAUGGUUUAACUAUGGUUUUUGAAAACCAUGAUUGUCAAAACCAUGGUUAUUUUGUAGUUACUAUGGUUUUACUACAGUAACCAUGGUUUUUUGGUUUUAACUGUAGUAAAACCAUGGUUAAUUUUCGUAAGGGCUGACCAAUUCCCUAACCUUAACCACUCGAGGUGAAAAGUCUAAUAAAUCGUGAGCCAUGCAAUGAGCUGCUUCGUACAGUACAGUAGGUGGCGGUAUACACCUUAACAGUUGGUUUGCAACCCGCCAGUAAACCCACAAAAGAAGAAGAAGCGCUGCUUCGUACUAGGGCGGUCUUGGCGCUACUGGUCACGUCUCCUGAGCGUGCAACGUUCAGCUUCUUCUUCUUUUUUCGGCGGUUACUGGCUCGAGUUUGGAAGAAACAGCAAAGCUCUCUGUAAAGGAUAACGACUAACGUAUUGGAGUGUCAAAAUGACCAGACGAAAACCUGGAAAACGAUGGAGAAGGACUGGUAAUGAAGAAGACCCAAAUAAACGACCAAGACGGGCUGCACACUUGUCAUCCCUCCCUGCAGCCGCCAGUGUUCAUGUGGAGACUGAUCAGCAAUAUUUAGGAGGUAGCAGCAGUGGAACACAGCAGGGGGGGGGGCCUCCUGGAGGAACCCAAAAUGCUGCACUUCAAGGGGAACACGCCCAACAUCCAGGUGUCCAUGCAGGAUGUACCACACUCACUCUCGGACAUCAAGUCUCUCACCACCUGCCAGCACAAGGUAGCAUGGCAGAAGAGAUUAUUUCAACUGUUAACUCUAUCGAAGACAAUGAAGAACCAUCUUCCAGAUCAGCCUUCAUAGAUCCUCCUGAUGACCUAACAACUGAACUACAUAGCAAUGCUGAGUAUGAUCCAUCUCAAUUAUUUGAGGAAGCUGUCCCUGAUGUGGGGGAUUGGACAUAUGAUGAUGGACAUUUGUUCAAUGAGGGAUUUGAAGAGGGUUUGAGUGAGUACUGUGCAGAAGAGUCAAAUUUCAAGGACACAGCACACAAACCAUUAUAUGACAAUGCAUCAAUAACUGUUGCAGAGAGCCUUCUGAUCAUCAUGGCUUACGUAAACUGUCAUAAAGUAACUGAUAAGGCCCUUAGUGAUUUGCUUAAAAUGUUUAAGUUGGUUUGUCCUGAUAGUCUGAAUACAGACUGCUUAAACAGUGUACAGAAGUUAAAAGACUUUUUUUUCUCACAUGCUGCAUCAUCUCCUAUUGUAUUGCAUAAAUAUUGCAGUACUUGUUGUGGGUCAUUAGAAGGUGAACAAUUACAAUGUCUAUCUUGUGGGACCAGUGUGUCAGAAGAAAGAUCCUCAUCCUUCAUAGAGGUUCCAAUUGAUGCUCAAAUAAGGUCAUUGUUUCUCAAGCCAGGCUUUCAGGAGAAACUUAACUUUAGAUUUAGCAGGAAUAAGACUGAUCCUAACAACAUUGAAGAUAUAUAUGAUGCAGAAAUUUACAAACAGCUUGUAGAUGGGGGGGGUCCUCUUAGUGACCCUAAAAACAUCUCACUUACUUGGAACACAGAUGGGGUACCUAUUUUCAAAUCGUCCAAGUUUUCAGUGUGGCCUUUUUAUUGUAUCAUCAAUGAACUGAGUUUCAUGGAACGCACAAAAAGAGAGAAUAUGAUAUUUGCUGGACUUUGGUAUGGGGACUCAAAACCGUCCAUGGUUACAUUCCUUAGACCACUAGGUGACACACUGAGUAAACUUGCAGAUGAUGGAAUUCUUGUGCAACCUGCACAGUUGACAUCUGAACCGUUUGUGUGUAAAGUGCUCACCAUUGCUGGAACAUGCGACUUACCUGCUAAAGCAUUAGUCCUUAAUUCAGUGCAAUACAAUGGGAAAUUUGGAUGUCAUAAAUGUGAGCAGCCAGGAGAGACUGUAAAGACAGGGGAAAGGGGACAUGUUCAUGCAUUUCCAUACCAACAUAGAGAUCCAAAAGGCCCACUGCGCACAAAUGAAAAGUUUGCCCUGGAUAUGAAAAUCUCAAAUGAGACCAAAACCCCCGUUAAAGGGGUGAAGGGUCCCUGUUGGCUUAGCAAACUUAAAUGUUAUAACCUUAUCGAAGGCACUGCCAUAGAUUACAUGCACUCAGUCCUUCUUGGAGUAAUGCGCCUUCUGAUGGUUCUGUGGUUUUCUCCAGAGUUUUCUCGUCAGCCCUUCAGCAUGGCAAAAAAUGCAAAGGAAAUUGACAGGCGAUUUCAGGAAAUCUCUCCUCCAUCCUCCACUCGAUAUCCUCGAUCAGUGACAUCUCACAGAAUGUUUUUUAAAGCAUCAGAAUAUCGGGAUAUUUUGAUCUUCUAUGGACCUGUUGUUUUCCGUGGAGUUCUUGCAACACUGUACUACAAGCACUUCCUUCUACUAAGUGAAGCCAUUUUCAUUUUGUUGAUGGAAUCCAUAUCAGUUGAACAGAUUGAUCAUGCAGAGAAACUACUGUGGAACUUUUGUUCCCAAAUGGCUAAUCUAUAUGGUGAGCGGUACGAAACUGCAAAUGUACACCUUCUUGUGCACCUAGCAGACAGUGUGAAGGCCCUUGGUCCAUUAUGGACUCAUUCGUGUUUCCAUUUUGAGGACAAGAAUGGCUAUUUGUUAAGGCUCAUACAUGGCACUCAAAAUAUACCUAUGCAGAUGGUCCAUGCAGUCAAACUUGUGCAGUCUAUUCCUGUUAUUUCACAAACCAUAAAACCAGGGAAUUCCAUAGCUGAAUUUUACACACGGAUGACUAAAGAUGAUAGUUUCUGUCAGGAAAACAAUGAUUUGUCUAGGACCAAACUAUAUGGAGCAUCUAGUGAACUUCAACUGGACACAGUUCAACUGUCUACAUUGGAAAGACAAACUGGUCAUUGCAUCAGUUCUAAAACAGUAAGGAUCUUUCACAGGGCACAAGUUAAGAGAAAUUAUCUCACAUCAAAACACUAUGGGAAAGGCAAUAGAAGAAACAAUUUUACAGUCGUUUUUUCUAGUGAUGGACAAAGAAAGUAUGGACAGAUUGAAUACUUCUUUACCUCAGAACAUUCAUAUGCCAAAUGGGCCCUUGUUCAUGAAUUCAAAGUUGCUGGUUUUUCUUUGCUGCAUGAUAGUGUAACAAAUGGUACAUGCAGUCAUGUUGUUCCCCUAUUGGAAACCUCUGUUAAUACAGUAGUUUCCUUGGAUCAUAUAUUGGGUAAAGUUGUUUUCUUUGACUUGACAUCUAUGCCUGGCAUUGUUUUUGCAGCUAAUUUCCCAAACACACUUGAAAAGUUUUAACCCCAACAGUGGGUCAUGGUCAGGGUGUGUGGUGGCAAGAUGAAUUGCCUCUAUUGUAAUUGUAUUCUGUCAAAACAGCACAAUGUCAAAGUUCACAAAGGUGUUUUUUGAGCACAUCAUAGCUUGUGUUUUGAUGGGUUACGUUUUGGAACUCAAAAUUGUAAUUAAUGAAUUGUAUGUUGUAUUGUGUCAGAAAUCAACACAUUUUGUAAGUUGAACAUUAUGUAAACCAUCUCAAAUUAUUUGCCUGAAUUGAUUUCUUUUCUUAAAUUUUGCGCUGAGAUAAAUUGAGAUAUGAUUGAGCUAUAAUAUUAAAAAAAUUUCUCAUACUGAGACUAAUUUGAGAGCUUGCACUACUCUAUUUUUUCUUUUUGCUGAAACACUAAAAAGAGACAACUGUAAGAGAAUCAGAGAACUCAAAUAGUGAGCAGUACGA
Messenger RNA from Paramisgurnus dabryanus, 3756 nucleotides. RefSeq lists its product as uncharacterized. NCBI's taxonomy places the organism in Eukaryota, Metazoa, Chordata, Actinopteri, Cypriniformes, Cobitidae. The record is from RefSeq and is a predicted model, not a curated record.